AUGCAACUGACCAUUCUGUCGUGGUUGGUGUUACUGGCGUUGGUUCAUACCAGCUACUGCUCCGCUCUGUAUGCUUUCUUCACCGACCUCACCAUCCAAGUUGGCGCGCAAGACUCUGCUACGGGAAAGCUUCUCUACAGUACCUGCAAUAGCCAGGAUAUCCCAAUCUUCCCACUCGAAAAGCCGAAUAUCCUCGAUACGAGAGAAACACCGCGGAAUGGCACUGCGCUUACAGCCGUAGGCUGGGGAGAUGUGAAUUUUAUCACUUCGCAGGUCUUCUGGCAGACUGAAGAUAAUACGAUCGUGCAGGGGAAGUACAUCUGUAACAUGACGACAGGAAAGCUUGUGCGCGACCGCGAGUUUCAGAUCUCGGCUGCCGCUGGGGUCGACUCCAUCCACAACGAAACGGGCCUCUCAAUCGUCAACCUUGGAGAGAAAGAUGGAUAUCGUCUGUUCUACCACGACGAAUACAGGAGAGUGAAGAUGUUGUGGUAUACUGAUGAUGAUGGGUGGAAUGAUGGGGGUGCCAUCUCACAGGAUACUGCAGGAGGCAUGGCGUUAGGGUCAACGAUCUAUGACUUGAAGAACAUUACUGUGCCUUUCCCCAAGGACUCUGAGAAUGUUGGCUACGCGUUUCCGAACACGUUACUCGGACCCUACACCAACAAUACAUUGCCCUCGGAUAUGUAUUGGACCUUCGAAGACGAAGCUGAUUUCUCUCUUCCCGCCUGGAACGCUUCCCUCGAAGCCAUCGGCGCGGCGGUGGACCGAUCGCGAACACGAAGUGUCUUCUAUAUCGGCAGCGAUAAGAAGAUACAUGAAGUCAAAGCGACGAAGAAUGGUUGGCAGCUUGGCUCAAACCAGACAGAGCGCACAUGGCCUGUCGCCGAUAACGCGAGCUCCGGUCUUGCCGUAGUAUCUCAACAGAGCGAAGGCAAAGCUUGGCUAUACUACUGGUCCAACGAGACAAUCGUACAGGCAUUCAAGGACUACGACGGUGACUGGAUUGAUGCACAGGCACUGCCAGAAAAGCUCCCUACAAAUGGAACCGAUGACAAGAAGCCCAAAGGCAGACCAGCACAAGAGGAUGAGCCUGAGCCAGAGGGUUCCAAGGGCCUGAGCUCGGGAGCCAAAGCUGGAAUUGGUGUUGGAGUCGGUGUUGGAGUAGGCGCGCUGAUGAUCGGUGUUCUGGCUUGGCUGUGGAUGAAGCGACGCAGAGAACGCGCUCACCAGGAGAAGGUGUCAGGUAUAGUGGAGGUGGGAGGAAGUCCUCUAGAGCCGCGUUUAUCUGUGUUCAAGGAGGACUUGCCUAGAGAAUCUGAGCAUGUCGAACCGUCAGAGAUGGCUGGCCAGGGACGUCCAGCUGAGCUGAGCCACCAUGAUUCGGCGGUUUACGAGAUGCCAGAGCAUCAUGCAAGGGCAUAA
Molecule: messenger RNA, 1425 nt
Organism: Fusarium verticillioides 7600
Lineage: Eukaryota; Fungi; Ascomycota; Sordariomycetes; Hypocreales; Nectriaceae
Exons: 3
Coding region: 1-1425 (474 amino acids)
Source: RefSeq, a predicted model, not a curated record